This is a messenger RNA of Amphiprion ocellaris (clown anemonefish), 2249 nucleotides long. RefSeq names its product SUZ RNA binding domain containing 1 (gene szrd1). Lineage: Eukaryota; Metazoa; Chordata; Actinopteri; Pomacentridae. The record is from RefSeq and is a predicted model, not a curated record. The transcript has 4 exons. Bases 63 to 539 code for a protein of 158 amino acids.
CCGAGGGGCGGACCCGGAGCUCCGUCCAGCGAAAUCCACAGCGUGUCUGAGCAAAAUGAAACAUGGAUGAGGAGGUCGCUGAAAGUUGGGAGGACGCUGCCGAUAGUGGGGAAAUGGAAAAACGGUUAGAAGAGAAGCUACGGAUCAGCCAGAAAGAAAAGGAAUCCAGUAAUUCUCCACGAUCUCUGUUGAAGACGACCAUGGUGAUACAGGACGACUCUUUACCAGCAGCACCCCCACCUCAGAUACGCAUUUUGAAGCGGCCUGCAAGCAAUGGGUCACUGGGAACACCGUUAAAUCAGAACAGGCCUACACCGCAGGUCAAAUCUCUGGCCCAGCGAGAAGCAGAGUAUGCUGAGGCCAGGAAGAGAAUACUGGGCAGUGCCUGCCCAGAGGAGAUGCCUCAGGACAAGCCUAACACUGACAGGCCAGGGCGCAAUAACUCUACAUUGCCUUCAGAGGACACCAGAUCAAACAAUCACACUGUCCGGCAGCCAACCGGCCCAGACGGCACCCAAGGGUUCCGACAGCACAGAUAAGGGGGCCUCGGAGGCCAACUGGCCAUUGAGGGGAGAGAGAUCAAGGGCCACCCGAGAGCAAACACAUUACUGUAUUUUUGAAACUUCCUUCCUUCAGUUCCUCUAUAUCAGAUGGGCUGUGAGUCCAGCCGCAUCACUGGCCUCCUCUUCCCACUCACAGUUGGUGCGGAACUGCCAGGGAGCGAAGAACUCAAGUACGAAGUCAAAUGGAAAUGUGCUCUCUUCUAUCCCCACUGUUUGGCACUGUGAUUAUGGACAUCCUCUGGACUCACUGUGAUGAUCCCCUUUAAGAGAAGCCCCUCGCCUCCAUCUGUCCUCCUUUGGUCCCUCAUGCCUCCAUUCAAGGACGCCUGAACGGCAGAAGCAAAGACUUGAACAAAGGACAGCUCAGAGAGGAGUAGUAAGUGGGGCCAUAUCAAAAUGAGAUGAGCUGGUACUUAUGCAGCAGCUUCUUCCCAGCAAUAAUAUAAGACAUCACUUCAAUGUUUUUAAUUUUUCAGAUGUUGGCUCACAAUUUUUUUUAUUGUUUUUCUUGCUUGUCUUUGUGAAUACUAGGGAUGCUCUGAUAUCUAACGCAUACAGAUAGAAGUACUUCAUAUAAUCUGCACACCACCCAGAAUCUGUAUUUAUUACUGAGAUUUUUAGAAAUAUGCAUAACGUCUGGAGUUUUUAUGAAAUGGGAAACACAUUAUUCCACCUUUGUUUGGUGGUAAAAUAAUAAAUUGCUUUCAUAUGGUUUAAACUGAUGCUCUGGACUGAAUUUGUGGUGUCUUGCAUUAAACACGCCCCUAAUGCUGAGUACUAAACUGAGAUGUUGGAGUUAUCAGUGCACCCCUACUAUGUAAAUUGCCAUUUGUUUUUAAAAGCUGAGGGUAGGGGUCGUCUGUCAAGUUGUUUAUCUGAUAAAUUCUGUUUACGGUUUGUCUUUUGUUUUUCAAUGAAGCUUUUGAGCUGUCUUCCUUUGUUUGUCACUUAAUUUCUAUUUAAAAGUAAAAGCAAAAAAAAACCAUGAAAAGGAGAUAAGUAGCUUUUUCUGUAUUUUUUUCUAUAACAUAGCAGCAAUGUCAGAGCAAAGCAGUAUUUUUAAUUGAAAUGAACCAAAAUCCCUUUUAAAACCAACCUAAAAUGUCACUAUUGUUUGAAGGUGGUGUUGGCAGCAACUCAAAGGAGAGUCAGAGGGUAGAUUGAAAUUACUGCUGUACUUCACAAGCUUCUCCGUUGUUUCUCCACCUCUUCAGCGGUGUGCUUGUUUCUUCAUGUCGUCCUCUGAGGUACAGCACAUUGGAACUCAGGUGUAAGUGAACGAGACUGAAUGAAUGAAAUGAACCAAGAUUGUAUUUUUCCUUCAGGUUUGAUUGCGCAAACAGCUAAUGUCCGUAUUUAAACUUGGGUUCGCACUUAGAAACAGUGCUCUACAGAGAGAAAUGUAACUGAAAUUAUGCCCAUGUCCCAAGCCGAAUGAAUGCCAGAUGUUUUUGUUUGUUUCGUCUUAAUUGUCAGCAUCUUGGUCACAUUAAGAACAGAAAAAAACAUCCUGGUGUGAUUGUUCAGUAACUGAUGCUACAGUGGAGUGUGUAAACACAGUUGGAUGUGAAAAGGAAAGGAGUUUAAGCGGCUUUCCAGGACCCAUGUGCCCAGAUGUUCAGUUUUUCACUGUUAUUUGCGCAGUGAGGAGAUCUCAAUAAAGCCAUAUUCAUUGGUGCAACGUUA